AUUAUCAACACAUACACAGAAGCAGUUCAGACUGUAGAUCCAAAGCUUGCAGUUGGGAAACUCCACACCCUUUGGGUAGCAUUUGCAAAAUUUUAUGAAGAGAACAGGCAAAUUGAUGAUGCUCGUGUGGUUUUUGAAAAUGCCACCCAUGUCCCUUACAACAAAGUUGAUGAUUUGGCAUCUGUCUGGUGUGAAUGGGCUGAGAUGGAGAUUCGGCAUGAGAAUUAUGAAGAAGCAUUGAAGUUAAUGCAGAAGGCAACUGUAAUGCCCCCACAAAAGGUGGCCUAUCAUGAUGAAACUGAAACGGUACAAAUGAGAUUGUACAAAUCUCUCAAAGUAUGGUCAAUGUAUGCUGAUUUGGAGGAAAGCUUUGGCACAUUCAAGUCCUGUAAAGCAGUAUAUGAUUGUAUCAUAGACUUAAAAAUUUCUACACCCCAGAUCAUCAUAAAUUAUGGUCUCUUUCUUGAAGAACAUAAAUACUUUGAAGAAGCUUUUAGGGUAAGUCUAGUUACGGAUUUGAACAGUAUAGCAAGUGUCACGUAACUUCAAACACAGCCAAGAGUAACCUUGAAUGCGCAGAAGAAAAAUUUCAGACAAGGGGGUGGGUUCGAGGGUGUGAGAAGUGACACGCGGCCAGUAGUUUGUAAGGCACCCUCGA
Cryptotermes secundus is the source of this 658-nucleotide messenger RNA. RefSeq names its product pre-mRNA-splicing factor syf1 homolog. NCBI's taxonomy places the organism in Eukaryota, Metazoa, Arthropoda, Insecta, Blattodea, Kalotermitidae. Gene Ontology annotation, biological process: generation of catalytic spliceosome for first transesterification step; mRNA splicing, via spliceosome. Gene Ontology annotation, molecular function: protein binding. The record is from RefSeq and is a predicted model, not a curated record. Gene Ontology annotation, cellular component: post-mRNA release spliceosomal complex; U2-type catalytic step 2 spliceosome; Prp19 complex.